Messenger RNA from Toxotes jaculatrix (banded archerfish), 2178 nucleotides. It is a transcript of the gene tapbp.1, whose product is annotated as TAP binding protein (tapasin), tandem duplicate 1. Bases 301 to 1629 code for a protein of 442 amino acids. Gene Ontology annotation, biological process: antigen processing and presentation of endogenous peptide antigen via MHC class I. The transcript has 8 exons. The record is from RefSeq and is a predicted model, not a curated record. Gene Ontology annotation, cellular component: membrane. NCBI's taxonomy places the organism in Eukaryota, Metazoa, Chordata, Actinopteri, Toxotidae.
CAGCGUUUGCUUUUAUGUUCUGCCAAAGGGUUUGUCUUUUUUAGUUUCCUCUCACUUUGGUUUCUAUAACUGUUAUAACUCUUCUUUUUAAGUUGUUACAAGCGGAUUAAGGCGGUUUUAUUUUGAAAUUAUAACCGGAAUUAAUUUUUUUUUCUGGCUAACUUGACAGACUCGAUGUACGUGAAAGUGAAACUAAAGUGAACCCGGAUUUGCAGGGGAAAACCACCGAUUUUAGCUCACUUUGGUCCGUGUAAUAGCAGAAAAGAAGAGUAUCUGACAGCAAAGGGGAGACGUACAGCCAUGACAAGUAUUUCUACAAUUUAUAAACUGUCCCUGGUUGCUGUUACCUGCUUCAUCCAAGCCUGCAGCAGCAGCUGUCCGGUGCUGGACUGCUGGUUUGUGCAGGAGAAGGCAGGUCGAGGAGGAGGUUUAACUCCACCUACAACCCAGGAAAAAUCCCUGCUUUACAUCAGAACGGACGCAAACAGCCACAAUGCAGCGAACCACCAGGCUCCAUCUGACAUAAACCCGGACAGAAUCUUCUUUAUUACAGACCCAGCUGCCACCCUCUGCCACCACUCUCUCAGCCCUCCCAAAGGCUCCAUCAAGAAGCCCCAGUGCGAGAUCAGCCCCUUCCUGCAGCAGCCCUCCACCCUCCAGUGGGUUGCUCCACUCACAGACUCUGCCUUCAGCCCCAUAUACUUGCAAGCUGACUGGUUUUCAGUUGCACUGCAGGGGCUUAAUAAAGAGCGGGUCAUUUCCAGCAUUGUGCGUGCUCCCACAGGAACCAAAGAGAGCAAUGUGAUCCUGAGUGUGACCAGUAAAACAAUCUCCGUGCAGGCCAGACUCGGGAAGCCAGCGCUGCUGGACUGUGGCUUCUGGGUCGACCCUUCUUCGCCUCUGUCCGGGUCAGGUUUUGCUGUUGAGUGGCGCUACCAGUUCAGAGGCAAAGGACGACUUGUUCUAGCUUACGAUGGCAAGACAGACCGUGUGGCUGAUGCUCAAGAGGAAGGGGCCACACUGGACUUUGAGAGUUUGCACAAGAAAAGAAAUGCAUCCCUGAUCCUACAGGAGGCUAAAGUGCAACACUCUGGGACGUAUAUUUGUACGGUGUAUCUGCCGUACCUUCUGGCUCAGGUGGUGGUGGAGCUUGAGAUUGUAGAACCUCCAUCCCUCUCCAUCCACCCCUCCCCUCUUCCCCUCAUUGUCCCCGGCCAGACUUUGACUGUCCAGUGUGAAGCGUCCGGCUUUGCCCCCCUCUCCCUGGAGCUGAGCUGGGAGUUUACGGGUGCAGAUGGAAAAUCCAGGCCCUUGGAAACAGGCAGCAUAACAGGCCACAGGCAGGCCUGGGAUGGCACCUACAGCCAGAGCACCCGGCUGGAGCUCGACACCUCUAAACUGGACUUGGGCAGAGGAGGAGAGCUCACCUGUGUGGCUGUCCACCCUGGAGGCACACGACGGGCCAGCACGACUGUCAGUGUCAUCGGGUUCAGUACUCCCUCUAUUGAGGACUCAAUGGCGAUGGUUGGUGUGGCGCUAGUGCUCUAUGGUCUGAUCAAGUUUGUUUCCUGGACCUUUACCAGCUCAGGCUCAGGUGAAGCUGAUAAACAAGAAAAGAAAAAGGAUUAAAGAAGAACGAAGUCAAAUGAUGCUGAAGUGUGACACUGAACCACCAGAUCUGUCUGUUCUGAUGUCUCUCAAGGGCGUUUCACGAGUGACCGUUGACCUGCUCAUGCUAACAAUUAUGUUUAGCUUUGUGAUAAAUCUGUGGCCAUGAAAUUUUUAGCUUUGUUUUCUAUAGAUCUUGUGGAACACCUACUUGAGCUUACACUCUGAAUUCUGUUUAAGUUGUUGUUUUCACUAUUUUGCUCAAAUAGUAACAACAGACAGGAAUCAGGGAGAAGUUUGUACCAAUAUCUAUAUACCACUGAAGGAACAGAGCUGUGUGUGCGUGUGUGUGUCUAUCUGUCUGUCUGUCUGUCUCCAAUAUCUCAGCCUGCACCUUGAACAAUCCCGGACAGUAAAGUCUGUUAGACUAAACUGUACAAACUUGCAAAUCAAUUCUGUUUUUCUUUAUACAUGAAAAAUAAUGUAUGUAUAUUUAAAAAAUUUUCAUUUUUGCAUUAUGGUGGUAUCAUCAUCACGUUUCUUAUUUUUAUUGUAGUUUGUCUGAGCAUC